Serinus canaria (Common canary) is the source of this 2358-nucleotide messenger RNA. Its product is annotated as pantetheinase-like. The transcript is spliced from 8 exons. Bases 513 to 2066 code for a protein of 517 amino acids. Gene Ontology annotation, molecular function: hydrolase activity, acting on carbon-nitrogen (but not peptide) bonds, in linear amides. The record is from RefSeq and is a predicted model, not a curated record. NCBI's taxonomy places the organism in Eukaryota, Metazoa, Chordata, Aves, Passeriformes, Fringillidae.
AGGAGGCAAAAUACAUUGGUGUUUUUUAACAAGGGAAUGUUUUAAAAAUUAGAUUGUAUUCUGUGAAAGUGUCAAACGAAAACCCUCUACAAUUCAUGUAGUGGAAGUAAUGGGAAACAUUCUCCUGUUCGGGGAGGAAAAGCACUGUAGCUUUAAAUUUCUAUCCGCGCCCUAUGCAAAGCUGUCCUGUUACGGCACAAGUAACAUAACUUGGUGCUGUUGGCAGAAGUGAGCGCCUUCUGACUUCCCGACUCCUGCUCGCGUGUACUCAGUGCUCGGCAGUGAUUGCGUGGCUGCCCGAGUCACCUUUCGCACAGCCUCCUCCAGGCAAGGUUAACCCUUGGAAUGCGCCGCUGUCUUCCUCACGCUCUCCUCUCGCUAAGCUCAAGAAAAGAAGCCGGAGCACAGUCUGACGACAGAGUCCCUCUACAGCUAAGCUGAUUUAGAGCCAAAUUACAUCCUGCUUCACAAAGUAAAUUCUCAGAGCACUCUGGGAUCUGGGAGGCUGCACCAUGCUCCCUUCCCAGGCUCUCCUGCCCGCUGUGGUGUUUGCACUCACAGCCCUUCGGGCCCUUGCCUCCGACACCUUCCUGGCAGCCGUCUACGAGCACGCCGUCAUCCUGCCACCUGCCACCCAGGAGCCCGUUCCUCCCAGAGAUGCUUUGGCCCUGAUGAACAAAAACAUGGAUGUCUUGGAAGGGGCCAUCAAGGAAGCUGCCCAGCAGGGUGCCCACAUCAUUGUGACUCCUGAAGACGGCAUCUAUGGCUGGCGAUUCACAAGAGAAUCCAUCUACCCCUACCUGGAGGAUAUCCCUGAUCCCGUGGUGAAUUGGAUUCCCUGCACUGACCCCUCAAGAUUUGGUCCAGCCCCAGUGCAGGAACGGCUCAGCUGCAUGGCCAGAAAUAACUCCAUCUAUGUGGUUGCAAAUAUCGGGGACAAGAAGCCGUGUGACUCCAGCGAUCCCAGCUGCCCCAGGGACGGUCGGUACCAGUACAAUACGGACGUCGUCUUUGACGCACAGGGGAAACUGGUGGCUCGGUACCAUAAGUAUAAUCUCUUUCUAGGAGAAACUCAGUUUAAUUAUCCAAAAGAGCCAGAAGCUGUCACCUUUGAGACUCCUUUUGGGAAGUUUGGCAUUUUCACUUGCUUUGACAUCCUUUUCUAUGAGCCUGCCGUGGUCCUGGUGAGCAAGAUGCAGGUGGACACCGUGCUCUUCCCAACAGCUUGGAUGAAUGUCCUGCCCUUUCUGACUGCAAUUGAGUUUCACUCUGCCUGGGCUAUGGGCAUGCGUGUCAAUGUCUUAGCUGCCAAUACUCACAACACUAGCAUGGAAAUGACAGGGAGCGGCAUUUAUGCACCAGCUGGAGCCAGAACAUACUCCUACAACAUGAAAACUGAAGAUGGUCACCUCCUCAUUGCUGAACUAGAUGCACACCCUCGUCUUUCUCCUGCCUCCCCACCUGCUGUCAGCUGGAACUCGUAUGCUUUGAGUGUUGAAAGAUUCUCACAGAAUGACCAUGAAUUCACAGGAAUCAUCUUUGAAGACCUCUUUACUUUCACAGAGCUCACUAAGCCUGGGGGGAAUCUCACUGUCUGCCAAAAAGAGCUCUGCUGUCACUUGAGCUACAAGAUGGCGGAGAAAAGAGAGGAUGAAGUUUAUGUGCUGGGUGCUUUUGAUGGCCUUCAUGUUUUUGAAGGACAGUACUAUCUGCAGAUCUGCACUCUGCUCAAGUGCCCCAGCACAAACCUGAGCACAUGUGGGCAGCCCGUGGAGAUGGCUCAGACCAAGUUUGAGAUGUUCUCCCUCAGCGGCACGUUUGGCACCAGCUACGUCUUCCCAGAAGUGCUGUACAGCGGGGUGCAGCUGGCCCCCGGGGAGUUCGAGGUGCUGGCUGAUGGACGUCUGAUAAAUUGGAAUACUACAUCAGAGCCAGUUUUGACUGUAACACUCUUUGGGAGGUGGUAUGAAAAGGACCCUUCAUCAAAAGGACCCUCCAUAUCAAGCUUCAGCAUGAUUUCACUGCAGGUUCUUCUAGCUUUGAUCUGCUUGUUUCUGUACUGCUAAUAAUUCACAAAUAAUGGUAAUUAAUAGUAAUAAUAAUAAUUAAAAUAGCAUUCUAUUUUUCUAGUUGCCUUAUCAAAUGGCACAAUUACUACACAUUGAUUUAUUGACUUGAUUCUGCAGCAAAAAUCAACACACUGCUGGACCAGUGUGUAUGAGUAUUUAUAUGAUAGAUUUGGUUGGCAUCAGCUUGUUCUUAACAUUGGGAACAACAGAAAAUAAAUUCCUCUGACUUUACUGGUGUAGGAUUAAGUGAGUUGUGCUUCAAUAAAAAAGAGUUUUUAAUGAUUUUAAA